Messenger RNA from Rotaria sordida, 567 nucleotides. The record is from the annotation of a GenBank genome assembly. NCBI's taxonomy places the organism in Eukaryota, Metazoa, Rotifera, Eurotatoria, Philodinida, Philodinidae.
AUGACAACUAUUCAUGAUAUAAUAUUUGAUGAAAAUUAUUCUCAUGCAACACAUCGAUUUUUAUUACUUGAUGAUCAUAGUACAAAUCGAAUUGGUCCUUUACCAGUUAUCCCAUUAUCUAAUGCAUUACUUAUGACAUUUAUACAUGUAUUUCGGAACUUAAUUCAAUGUCAACGAUAUAUAAGUGAUGAUAAUCGAAAAAUGAUAACAUUAUUUAUUUCUAAUAGAAAUAUUAUUGAUUGGAAUAAUCGAUUUGAUGAAAAUGAUAAUAAUAUAGAUAAUAUACAUCUGUUUUGUGAUACAUAUUUUGAUUAUAUAAAAAUGAAACGAUGGGAUGGAUGUUAUAGACGUAAAAUUCAAGGUAUUCAUUUACCUGACGAAGUUGAUUAUACAUUACUAAAAUUAGGUGUCGAUUAUAUACAUUCAAUAUUACCAGGCUUUCGUGAAGAUCGAGGAUUAUGUAGAAAGUUCUGUGCUGAUGCAAGACAAUUAAUUGGAGCAUUAGACAAAUAUUUUCAAGAUCAAAUGGAUAAUCUAGAUGACAGUUGCUGUGCAUCAAAAUCAUAG